CUCUCUCUGCCACGGCCAUGCGUUUCAGCAAUAAUGUUUGCAUGUGUUUGCAUGCGUCUUUCGCGCAACAUGGCGACCGGCAAGGGUCUUGCCGCGAUUCUUCGCCCAAAGACCAUCAACCUGCUCGGGAACAAUAAGCUGAAUAAGAUCUCGCGCGGCGUUUUGCAGCAAUGCAGUGCGUGCCAGCGACACAUGGUGAUCGUCGCGUCGACUGUCGGUGGCUGGAAUCGCGAAAAAAACAUAGGAACAAUAGUGCAACCACACAGGGCCAUACACUUGACAAAUAGAUUGUUGAGGCGUAACUAUUACGAAAUCCUGGGUGUCUCCAAAAAUGCCUCGUCAAAAGACAUAAAGAAGGCUUAUUAUCAACUCGCGAAAAAGUAUCAUCCCGACACGAAUAAAGGAGAUCCGGACGCCAACAAGAAGUUUCAAGAAGUUUCCGAGGCGUACGAAGUAUUGAGCGACGAUACCAAGAGGAAAGAAUAUGAUACGUGGGGCGCAACUUCGGAGCAAAUGGGUAUGGGAAUGGGCCAGGGUCAGGGGGGACCCAAGAGCUACAAUCAGCACUGGCAAUAUAGAUCGACCAUUAAUGCCGAAGAGUUGUUCAGAAAAAUAUUCGGCGACGCCGGGUUCCAAAGUGGGGCCUUCAGUGAUUUUGAAGAUUUUACAGAAACAAAGUACGGUUUUGGGGCAGCUCAAGAGGUGAUAAUGAAUUUAACGUUCUCUCAAGCCGCCAGAGGUGUGAAUAAGGAUAUCAACGUGAACGUAGUGGACACUUGUCCGAAAUGCGGAGGUUCGCGCUGCGAGAUAGGAACUAAGCCAGCAAAAUGUUUUUAUUGCAACGGUACGGGAAUGGAGACGAUAUCUACCGGUCCUUUUGUAAUGAGUUCGACUUGUCGGUACUGUCAAGGCACAAAAAUGCACAUCAAGUUCCCUUGCACGGAGUGCAACGCGAAAGGACAAACGGUACAACGUAAGAAAAUAACGGUGCCGGUUCCAGCCGGAGUAGAGGACGGUCAAACGAUCCGUAUGGCACUGGGCAAGAAAGAGAUAUUCGUGACAUUCCGUGUGGAGAAGUCCCGGUACUUCCGCCGUGACGGGCCCGACGUGCACACGGACGCAGAAGUCUCCCUCGCGCAGGCGGUGCUGGGUGGUACGAUACGAGUGCAGGGCGUAUACGAGGAUCAGACUAUACAAAUAAUGCCGGGUACGUCCUCCCACACGCGAAUCCGUUUGACCGGCAAGGGAUUGAAGAAGGUCGACGGAAUGGGUUACGGCGAUCAUUACGUAAACGUCAAGAUAACCGUGCCUAAACAAUUGACGGAAAAGCAGCGAGCAUUGUUUCAAGCGUACGCCGAACUCGAAACCAACACCCCCGGCAGUAUACACGGUGUAACGUAUAAAACGGAUGGUACGAAAGAGUGCUAUUCAGGUCCAUUGCACCUGGUGGAAUCUAUACGAAUAGCGUUAGGAAAUACGCCUAAUCGCGAAAUCCAGUCAUCUUCUGAGCCCGAGCAUCCAGGAGACAAACCUCUCGACAACAGGUCCGUGCAUACCAAAGAUACGUCAGACGUCGUUGGCAAAAAUGACACUAACGCCGGAAUGCAACGACAGAAAGUGCCCCAGUAAUCGCGAGCGUCAAAAGAAAUCUGUAAAGAUCUAGAAAAUGCUGUGCUUGUGUUGUUACGUUACUAAUACGUAAAUCGUAUAUACGCUAGCCUACAUCAUCGACAAUGGGAGUUUGGGCCUGAAAUUAUGUACACUUUCGAUCAAGUUAGGAGAGAAAAAAAAAAGAGAAAAAAAAAAACGAGCAUGAAGAUUAUCGUUACGAGCGAUCAAGUGAUGCCACAGCCUGAUGCCGCUUAGAUAACGUAUAGCUGUACAGUCGUAUCGUAGCGUAUAAAUUUGUCUUUAUUACAUCUUGAUUAAAUAAAGGGAGUACAUGAAGAUAUAAAUAUAGCUGUUAUCUGUUCAUCUUAGUCGAGACGAUGUUUGUAAAAUAUACGACGAUAUAUUUGUAAAAUAAAUUCUGCUCAACACGUAUCUCUUUGCAUAUACCUAGAAAUGCACGUAUUUACGUUCUUUCGUGUGGAUUAUUCAAUCUUCAUUUUUUUUUCUCGUCUUACGAGCAACUCUGUUGGAUAUAAAUCAUACGAGAAAUGUUGGCUAUACGAAGAUAUAGCCUAUCUGGUUUGACCAUGUAGCUAUUACGCGUUUUAUCUUGCGAAAUAAAAGAUUAUCUGAAACGUA
This is a messenger RNA of Temnothorax curvispinosus, 2250 nucleotides long. RefSeq names its product protein tumorous imaginal discs, mitochondrial-like. The record is from RefSeq and is a predicted model, not a curated record. Gene Ontology annotation, biological process: response to heat; mitochondrion organization; negative regulation of apoptotic process. Gene Ontology annotation, cellular component: mitochondrion. NCBI's taxonomy places the organism in Eukaryota, Metazoa, Arthropoda, Insecta, Hymenoptera, Formicidae. Gene Ontology annotation, molecular function: heat shock protein binding; ATP binding.